Molecule: messenger RNA, 291 nt
Organism: Dama dama (fallow deer)
Lineage: Eukaryota; Metazoa; Chordata; Mammalia; Artiodactyla; Cervidae
Product: small VCP/p97-interacting protein-like
Exons: 2
Coding region: 1-291 (96 amino acids)
Biological process (GO): negative regulation of VCP-NPL4-UFD1 AAA ATPase complex assembly; negative regulation of retrograde protein transport, ER to cytosol; positive regulation of autophagy
Cellular component (GO): endoplasmic reticulum membrane
Source: RefSeq, a predicted model, not a curated record
AUGGUUCUCACCGCCUGGUUUGGCGGGCUGAGGAGGGGACCCCCAACCGCGAUCCCCGUGGGGGGGUGUUUUCCCUGUCCCACGGAGGCCGCGCCUCCCUCGCCGGACCUGGAAGAGAAAAGAGCAGAGCCUGCAGAGGAUGCAGAGAGGAGACAGAAGGAGGCUGCAUCUCGGAGUAUUCUGAAUGUUCAGUUUGUGGAAGAAAAGAGAAAGAAAAAGGGAAAAAUAGACAAAGAAAUGGCUACAUCUGAACCCCCACCAGAAAGUGGACUUAGACGGACAGUUUUAUAA